Gongylonema pulchrum is the source of this 162-nucleotide messenger RNA. NCBI's taxonomy places the organism in Eukaryota, Metazoa, Nematoda, Chromadorea, Rhabditida, Gongylonematidae. The record is from the annotation of a GenBank genome assembly.
AUGACUUUAAUUGAUCGUCGUUGGCGAGAUGAUCGUGGGAUGAGCCGCUUCGAGGAUUCCUUUUGGGAAAGUGAUCGCUGGUAUCGUGAUUGGGAUGAUUGGCCUCGCGACUGGCCACGGCCUGGAGAUCUUGUGCGACGCGUGAGUUUACAAAUGAUUUAA